AUUUUUUACUUCCGGGUGAGACAAAUCGGGCGCCAUCUUGUCUUGUUCCCGAAGAAGUAGAAGCAUCGAAAGCGUUGGAGAGGUAUUACCGGAACGACGGCGACAAGGGUGUUCCCGAACUAGAGUGGGGCAUACAUAAUCUUGCUGCUAUGCUUCGAAGCUGUAGUCUGAAUCAACCUAAGUUUUAAACAGAAGGUGAACCUCUGAGGUCAGUUUAAAUAGCAGUUGGUGUGUCUUCUUGGUGUUUCGUAUUUAUUUGUUAACUCUUAAUUAAAGUUGUAAGUGAAGUUACUUUUCAAGGGCUCUAAUAACCUAUUUAGCCUUAAAGGGCUCUAAAGGUGUACUUGGGAAACUGGACAGGACAAAAAGGGGAGGAAGAAGGAAACAGUGAACAGAGGUUAGAAAAAAAAAUAUAUUUAACUUGGAACUGAUACCCAAACCAGUUGUUGGCCUCAUUUGUGCUAUGUAGUGCCUAUUUUGCCAUAUUCUAAUAAUGUCAUUGUGAUUGAUGACAUUAGUGUAACUCGAGGACAGGUACAUUUGAAUGAUAAGUAAAUCAAGGUAACAAAUACACCUCCCAUAAUUCACAGUGUUCUUCAUUUGAGGGAUUAGUAUCUGCCACAGAUAGAACUAUACCUGUAUGGCAUUCUGGGAAUGCUGCGAAGACUGGAGUUGGAAACUUAAAAGCCUGGAUUGUAAUCGCCAAUUGUCCUAUUAGAGUUAAUGUCUCUAUUUUUUUUGUUAUCCAACUUGCCUACUUUUUGUGAUCCUGCAAUACAAAGGCUUGCUUUUAUCUUGUUUUCAGCAUACCGAAAGGAUCAAUCUAGAAGGAUUCAUUUAGUAAACAUUUAUUAAAUGCCUGCUAUGAGCUAAGUCUUGGGAUACAAAAAUAAAGAAGAAACCAUGCCCUGGUUAUGUGAAUCACUGGUUCUUGAACAGGGUUGUGUAUCAGUGUUGGAUAAAGUACAAAGAUAUUAGACUUGUAAGACUUUUAAACCUUUUAUUAGGAAUGUUUUCAGACUAGCUUACAGAAAAGUUGGGCUAGUGUGAUGAUUCCCCCCCAUACCAUCUCCUAAAUUUAAUAGUUAUUAACAUAAAGUACCUUCCCUCCCAUCUUUUCCAUGCUAUUUAUAUGUUAAGAAACCAGGUCUUAGAGGCUGUCUUACUUUCUGGAUUUAAUACAGUUUAUCUCAUUUCUUUAUCCUUUAAAAUUGCUUUAUAUUGGAAGUAAAAUCCAAAAGCUCAGUUGGACUCAGUUAAACAUUUUUGAUGAGAAUUCUUAGUGAUUCUGGGAGCAUAGUAGACAUAAUAAUCUGUAGGAGUGAUAUUUUGGCAACCUUUGAAUUUCUGAUUUCUCAUCAACUUUUCUUGUAAGGUUUCCUGAAUUAAUAUUUUAUUCCUUUUGGCAAUAUGAUAGUUUUCUAAUUCUGUUCUACAUUCUUCAUUUUUAUUAGCUGUAAUUAUUUAUAAGGAAGAAUUUUUCUUCAUCAGCUGAAGCUAUUUGGUUACUAUCUUAAAGGAAUCUUGAUUGGGGAGAAAUGAAAUCACUUUUUUCCUACAAUCUUCAAAAUAAUUAAAUAUCCAGAAAUUUAUAUUGUACAAAAAAUAGAGUUUUUUUUAAGUCUUUUUUGAGCUAAAUUCAUUGUGUUAUGUAUGCUUGCCACCAAAUUCUGAGACCAGCAUUAACAUAAAAUUUUCUACCUCUUGUUUGGUACCCUAAAAAUUCUAGUUGCCUCUGGCAAGCUAUUGACAAGAAUUUUAGACCUCUGAUGAAAUAAAUGUAUCAUCAUAUAAUAAUUUCCGAUGUGAGGUUUUAAGAUUAAAUAACUCACUAUAAUUUUUAAACUAUGUUUAAUUUAUUGAAGAUAGAGAAUCAAGUAUAUUUUAAAAGAAGGGAUGUGGGAUCAAGGAGGACAGCCUUGGCAGCAGUGGCCCUUGAACCAGCAGCAAUGGAUGCAGUCAUUCCAGCACCAACAGGAUCCAAGCCAGAUUGAUUGGGCUGCAUUGGCCCAAGCUUGGAUUGCCCAAAGAGAAGCUUCAGGACAGCAAAGCAUGGUAGAACAACCACCAGGAAUGAUGCCAAAUGGACAAGAUAUGUCUACAAUGGAAUCUGGUCCGAACAAUCAUGGGAAUUUCCAAGGGGAUUCAAACUUCAACAGAAUGUGGCAACCAGAAUGGGGAAUGCAUCAGCAACCCCCACACCCCCCUCCAGAUCAGCCAUGGAUGCCACCAACACCAGGCCCAAUGGACAUUGUUCCUCCUUCUGAAGACAGCAACAGUCAGGACAGUGGGGAAUUUGCCCCUGACAACAGGCAUAUAUUUAACCAGAACAAUCACAACUUUGGUGGACCACCCGAUAAUUUUGCAGUGGGGCCAGUGAACCAGUUUGACUAUCAGCAUGGGGCUGCUUUUGGUCCACCGCAAGGUGGAUUUCAUCCUCCUUAUUGGCAACCAGGACCUCCAGGACCUCCAGCACCUCCCCAGAAUCGAAGAGAAAGGCCAUCAUCAUUCAGGGAUCGUCAGCGUUCACCUAUUGCACUUCCUGUGAAGCAGGAGCCUCCACAAAUUGACGCAGUAAAACGCAGGACUCUUCCCGCUUGGAUUCGCGAAGGUCUUGAAAAAAUGGAACGUGAAAAGCAGAAGAAAUUGGAGAAAGAAAGAAUGGAACAACAACGUUCACAAUUGUCCAAAAAAGAAAAAAAGGCCACAGAAGAUGCUGAAGGAGGGGAUGGCCCUCGUUUACCUCAGAGAAGUAAAUUUGAUAGUGAUGAGGAAGAAGAAGACACUGAAAAUGUUGAGGCUGCAAGUAGUGGGAAAGUCACCAGAAGUCCAUCCCCAGUUCCUCAAGAAGAGCACAGUGACCCUGAGAUGACUGAAGAGGAGAAAGAGUAUCAAAUGAUGUUGCUGACAAAAAUGCUUCUGACAGAAAUUCUGCUGGAUGUCACAGAUGAAGAAAUUUAUUAUGUAGCCAAAGAUGCACACCGCAAAGCAACGAAAGCUCCUGCAAAACAGCUGGCACAGUCCAGUGCACUGGCUUCCCUCACUGGACUCGGUGGACUGGGUGGUUAUGGAUCAGGAGACAGUGAAGAUGAGAGGAGUGACAGAGGAUCUGAGUCAUCUGACACUGAUGAUGAAGAAUUACGGCAUCGAAUCCGGCAAAAACAGGAAGCUUUUUGGAGAAAAGAAAAAGAACAGCAGCUAUUACAUGAUAAACAGAUGGAAGAAGAAAAGCAGCAAACAGAAAGGGUUACAAAAGAGAUGAAUGAAUUUAUCCAUAAAGAGCAAAAUAGUUUAUCACUACUAGAAGCAAGAGAAGCAGACGGUGAUGUGGUUAAUGAAAAGAAGAGAACUGCAAAUGAAACCACAUCCGUUUUAGAACCAAAAAAAGAGCAUAAAGAAAAAGAAAAACAAGGAAGGAGUAGGUCGGGAAGUUCUAGUAGUGGUAGUUCCAGUAGCAAUAGCAGAACUAGUAGUACUAGUAGUACUGUCUCUAGCUCUUCAUACAGUUCUAGCUCAGGUAGUAGUCGUACUUCUUCUCGGUCGUCUUCUCCUAAAAGGAAAAAGAGACACAGUAGGAGUAGAUCUCCAACAAUCAAAGCUAGACGUAGCAGGAGUAGAAGCUACUCUCGCAGAAUUAAAAUAGAGAGCAAUAGGGCUAGGGUAAAGAUUAGAGAUAGGAGGAGAUCUAAUAGAAAUAGCCUUGAAAGAGAAAGACGACGAAAUCGGAGUCCUUCCCGAGAGAGACGUAGAAGUAGAAGUCGCUCAAGGGAUAGACGAACCAAUCGUGCCAGUCGCAGUAGGAGUCGAGAUAGGCGUAAAAUUGAUGAUCAACGUGGAAAUCUUAGUGGGAACAGUCAUAAGCAUAAAGGUGAGGCUAAAGAACAAGAGAGGAAAAAGGAGAGGAGUCGAAGUAUAGAUAAAGAUAGGAAAAAGAAAGACAAAGAAAGGGAACGUGAACAGGAUAAAAGAAAAGAGAAACAAAAAAGGGAAGAAAAAGAUUUUAAGUUCAGUAGUCAGGAUGAUAGAUUAAAAAGGAAACGAGAAAGUGAAAGAACAUUCUCUAGGAGUGGUUCUAUAUCUGUUAAAAUCAUAAGACAUGAUUCUAGACAGGAUAGUAAGAAAAGUACUACCAAAGAUAGUAAAAAACAUUCAGGCUCUGAUUCUAGUGGAAGGAGCAGUUCUGAGUCUCCAGGAAGUAGCAAAGAAAAGAAGGCUAAGAAGCCUAAACAUAGUCGAUCGCGAUCCAUGGAGAAAUCUCAAAGGUCUGGUAAGAAGGCAAGCCGCAAACACAAGUCUAAGUCCCGAUCAAGAUCAACGACCCCUCCCCGUCGUAAACGCUGAGGAAUGAUGUGGCAAGAAUGCCAUGAUGUUGUUUAAAAAAAUUCCAUGAGUUUUAAGGGCUUGUCUCAUUAUAGAGGCACAUUGUGGCUGUGUAGGUGAAACCAGAAUCUUUUUUUUUUUUUAAUCUGUAAAUAGGUGUACUUUUUCCAAUGCUGCUCCGAGUUACUUAAUAGGAUUUCUUUGUAUUACGUUUUUUUCAAAAAAUAUAGUGCAUAAUAAGACUAUAAACAUGCCAUUCUCUUUCAGCUGUAAUGUUCUUAAAAUUAUUCUUGAAUGUACUGUGAUGUCAAUAAAGCUCUUUAGUUCAUUUUUGUUAAACUCUUGCACCUUAAUUUUAUGGUUUUAAUCUAAGGAAAGUACUUUUAUAAAAAGGCAGCUGGAAUUUUGUAUAACAGGUUUUAAAGGUACCUUCUCUCACCUCCCCCAAAGAAAAUGGUUUUUACUUAAUAGUUUGUCAAAGUUUGUAAAUUGUACCCAUGGACUUUUGCCAGAUUUCAACUUUAAGGGUAUGAAAGAGGGCUAGAAAUAGACCUUUACUUUUCAUUUGGAAGUAUUUGACAACUUUCUAAACUUUUCUUCCUAUUUUGGGGAUUUUCAAGUAAUAUAUUCUCUGUGUGUAUAACGUGUGGUUCACUCCUGUAAAAUGAAAUUGCUGGAAUCAAUCAAGCCAGUGCACCAGUAGAGUUAUUUGUAAGGAACGAUUGUGUUUGACACUAACAGUCAAGUCUGGAACUGUAUUCUAGUCACCCACUUCUGUUUUAGAAGCAUUUUGAAACACUUUUUGGGGUUAUAGAAAUAAGACUCAUGAUUCAAUAUAUUUAUUUAUAUUUUUAAAGUAUAAUAUGACCUCAGAUCAAUGGAGGAAUACUGUAUUAUGCAGGUUUGUGUCAAUUUCAUGACAUUAAAAUUGUCUGAUUUUGUCCGUUUCUUAAAAUUAUAAUUAGUGAGUGGUCUAACAGUUUAAGGCAUAUAACUUACAAGUAGAAUGGGGCUCUCAAAGCAUUUUAACUCAGUUGCUUUCAGGGUCCAUUUUUUUAUGUAAUCACUUAUUCAGUGAUAAAUGAAUCUCUGAAAACAAAUGCUUUUACAUUUUAAUUUAAAAAGAAAACAGGUGCAGGCCACACAAAAGUUUUAAAGUAUGCCUUCUUACCAGCAAUAGUUCAUUUUAAAAAUCAUGCCAGAUUUUUGCCAAGAUCAGUGUUUCCUCAACAUGAAGAUAGAAAUAGAUUUGUAUAGUGUGCUCUUGUACCUCUACAUAGGUUAUUAUAUAAUUUUGAGCAGUUACACAUUUAUCUAAAGGAAAUAAAUCAACUGUGAAUAAAUGCAUGUUUACCAAAAUGGCUGUUUACAGUGCAUUUAGUUCUGAUAUUUAUAAAGAUGACAUUUCACAGAAUAACUUUAAAAUAGUUUGAAAUUCUAUAUAGUUUAGACAUCAAUCACAUCUGGAGACAAAAUAAAGGAAAAUGUGCAAUAUUUUUUAUGUAGGUGAGCUAACACAGUGUACCUAAUUGCAGAAUUAUCUGAUUAAUUUGUAAUAGAUAAGUUGUAUAACAUUUUCAUAUCUUAAAAUGUUUUUUAGAUCAAUCUUGAAGUGAAAUAUUAUUUUCAAAAUAAAAUUCUACAGAAAAAUUCUGUUGGCUAUGAUAUGCACAUUUUUGGGCAAGUUAUGAACUAGAGCCAAAAGUAGUAUUUGACAGUUUUAUUUACUCUGCCGUAAUUUGCAAGCUUAUCAGUUAAGUCUGUGGUUUUUUUAAAAGCCGUCAUGAUAUUUGUGAUUAUUAGUACAUAAACCAGUGUUAUAAUUUGAUAAUUUGGGUUUUUCAGACUUUUAGUGGCAGAUUUAGAGAAUUCAUUAUUUUCUUGACAUGUGAUAUAGUAUUUACCUUGAGUGGUAAGGUUUUAUAAAGUAGGGUUUCCAUGAUUUAGGAUGUGAAUGCGAAAACUUACACAUAAGUUAAUUAGAUGUAUAAUUUGGUUAUGAAAUCUUUUCUAAAAUAAUACCACCAGAAAAUUAACAGAUUAAAUUUUUGAGACAAUCCUUGGUCUGGAUUGGUUAAUGAAAAUGUCUUGUUUAAGAGGUUCUAUUAAAAAAUAUUUCUAGUGUAUUAGUCAUAAUUGUUUUUGUGGAGUAGGGGUAAACCACACCAUUAAGGGAAUAAAAUGUAAUUUGAAAGAGGUGAUUAUAAGAUUUGUUUCAGGCCCCAAAAUAUAAAUAAAAAUUGGUGUGGAA
Molecule: messenger RNA, 6571 nt
Organism: Nomascus leucogenys (northern white-cheeked gibbon)
Lineage: Eukaryota; Metazoa; Chordata; Mammalia; Primates; Hylobatidae
Gene: PNISR
Product: PNN interacting serine and arginine rich protein
Exons: 12
Coding region: 1897-4341 (814 amino acids)
Cellular component (GO): nuclear speck; presynaptic active zone
Molecular function (GO): RNA binding
Source: RefSeq, a predicted model, not a curated record